Molecule: messenger RNA, 1296 nt
Organism: Enterospora canceri
Lineage: Eukaryota; Fungi; Microsporidia; Enterocytozoonidae
Source: the annotation of a GenBank genome assembly
AUGAAAUUUGAAGAACUCAAAAAUAUCCGUAAGGAGAUCAAGGAAGUGCUGGAGACAAAUGGAUACUCGAAUAUGACAGAUGUACAGGAGAAGACACUAACCAACUACAACAUUGAUUUGAUAGUGCAAGCACCAACUGGUUCUGGUAAGACACUCUGUUACACCCUACCAAUUGUGAAUAUGUUGCAUAUGCAGAAUAUCAGCGGAAUAAAAGCAGUUGUUCUAGUUCCAACUAGAGAACUGGCAUUGCAGAUCACAUCCGUAUUUGAUCAAUUUGAUAUUAAAUCAGAAACAUUCAUAGGUGGAACAUCUGAUUCAGAGAGCAUCAUCAAGGAGGAGACGAAUGUACUGAUUGGAACACCAGGGAGAAUGUGGCAGAUUGUCAAAAACAACGUAAAAGCGGUUAACGGGGUGAAAUGGCUUGUUUUGGAUGAAGCUGAUAAACUGCUAUCUCAGGGGUUUGAAGGACAAAUUCAGAAUAUUCUGGGUCAGAUACCAAAGAAGAAGAGAACGACGCAAUUCUACACCGCAACAGUGACAGAAUCAGUGCGAAAGUUAGGAAUACAGAGUGGAAACUAUAGAGAAGUCAUCCUGGAAGAGGCAAUUCCUGAAAAACUGUCUAUCUCCUACGUAAUGGCGUCUGGACAUAGGAAGAUAGACUUAUGUGUGUAUUUCAUGAAGAAUAACGACAGAAUGAUCGUAUUCUACGCCACCUGUGCAGAAGUCGACUAUUUUUACGUCUUCUUUUCAGAGACACUGGGCCAGGUUGUUUACAAGUUGCAUGGAAAGAUGAAUCAGAAGGAAAGAAAUGAAAUAUUCUUGAAAUUGAAGGAGAUGGAAAACUACGUUCUGCUUACGACUGAUCUCAGUGCAAGGGGAUUUGAUUUCAAGGACGUUGAUUUGGUGAUUCAUUUUGAUAUUCCAAAAGAUCACGCCAAUAUUCUUCAUCGCAGUGGCAGAUCAGGUCGAAAUGGCAGAACAGGAAAGAGCAUCCUGUUCGUAAUGGAGAAUGAAAGAAACUACCUGAAUUAUAUUGGGCUGAAAUACACUAACCUGAUUGUGAGUGAAUGCAAAAUGGAUCAGGUUGCUCUAUUUGAAGAGAAGCUGGAGCCACGGAAAAUGAUUGAAUUAUCAGCAAAGGCGUUUGUAUCGUACAUGCGAUCGUAUAAGGAGCACAUUGUCAACUACAUUUUGAACUAUAAGGAGCUUGAUUUGGAGGAAUUGAAGGCGUUAUUUGGCCUAGAAUGGAUUCCAAGGAUGACUGAAUUCAAAAAAAGACCAAAUUACAAAAAGUAG